CAUAUAAUCAGCGUCGACAAUUAAGUUAAGGUUAGCCCAUAGGGUAUCAUCAAUAAUUAGAUUUUGUUGUGAUAUAUUUAAUUGUUAUAAGCGAAAUACGCGUUUAAAUAAUGCCAAAAGUUGUUUCAAGGAGCAUAGUUUGUUCGGAUACGAAAGAUCAAGAAGAGUACAGCGAAGAAAAACCUCUGCAUACUUAUUAUUGUAUAUGCGGACAAAUGACACUUAUAUUAGAUUGUGCUUUGGAGAAGCUGCCACUUAGAAAAAGAGAUGGUGCUAGAAUUAUUGAUGGAAGCAAACACGCUCAUAAGAUGACAAGCGAACAAGAUGAAAUUACAUAUUUGAAACGACCCAAGGGUAUUGAAAAACAGUAUAGGCAAAAAUGUAAAAAAUGCGGCUUAUUUCUCUAUUACAAACAUGAAUUUACACCAAACAUUGUAUUUAUUGUUAAGGGAUCUGUUGUUAAAAGUUCAGGAGAAGGUCCUAUGACUGACAUUUAUAAUCAGGUAGAAGUAGAAAAACCUAAAAAAGUUAUGGUAACUAAACAUACAAAGAACAUGGGAAAAUUCAGCUCCGUCACCGUUUCAACAAUAGAUGAAGAGGAAGACGAAAUUGAAGCUAGAGAGGUGGCAGAUUCUUACGCAAAUAAUGCUAGAAUUAUUGAAAAACAAUUAGAGAGAAAGGGAAUGAAUAAGCGAAAAACUAUGCUCCCACCACCAUCGGAUAUUAAAAAAACAAGAGGAACACUGUUGGAUAUAUAAUAAGCGUAUAAAUAAUUAUUUCCAUGAAUUUAAGAUACUUAGAAUUAAAUAACAUACCAA
Messenger RNA from Ceratosolen solmsi marchali, 818 nucleotides. RefSeq names its product UPF0428 protein CXorf56 homolog. NCBI's taxonomy places the organism in Eukaryota, Metazoa, Arthropoda, Insecta, Hymenoptera, Agaonidae. The transcript has 4 exons. The coding region runs from base 111 to 758 and encodes 215 amino acids. The record is from RefSeq and is a predicted model, not a curated record. Gene Ontology annotation, biological process: endoplasmic reticulum membrane organization; endoplasmic reticulum to Golgi vesicle-mediated transport.